This is a messenger RNA of Prunus armeniaca (apricot), 246 nucleotides long. Lineage: Eukaryota; Viridiplantae; Streptophyta; Magnoliopsida; Rosales; Rosaceae. The record is from the annotation of a GenBank genome assembly.
AUGCUGGUGGAGUUAGGGAUCCAAUCUGUGGAAAUCCUGGGAGAUUCCAUGCUUGUUUUGAAGCAGAUUGCUGGAGAAUACAAGUGUCUAAGUCCUUCCCUAGUUGUCUAUUUAGUGGCAACUAGGAAUCUUCUAACAGAGUUUAGAGAAGCUACUUGGGAACAUAUCCCAAGGGAGGAAAACUUUGCAACCAAUGAACUGGCUCAAGUAGCAACAGGUAUACAAAUGCAUGAAGAUUUCGUAUAG